Messenger RNA from Phyllotreta striolata, 1284 nucleotides. NCBI's taxonomy places the organism in Eukaryota, Metazoa, Arthropoda, Insecta, Coleoptera, Chrysomelidae. The record is from the annotation of a GenBank genome assembly.
AUGAUGGUUACUAAAAUUAUUAUCUUUUUCGCUUUCAUUAUCUGCGCACAUGCUUCACCCGUUUCUUCAGAUUUGGAAGAAUCGAAUGAUUUUGAAGAGGAUCCAAUUGGCUACGUCCACGAUACAGUUAUCGAAUUCAUACAUAGUUUGUUGGAUCAGGAAAACAAUCAAAUUGCUGAAGGCGUCGAAGUAAAUAGCAAUAAAUUAGUAGAAGCUUCACCAGAAGAAAGCCAAUCUAGAUCAGGAGGAAACUAUGAAGAGAAAAUUGAGGAAUACUUCAAGACUCAUGAUUUAUAUGUACCAUUCGUAGGAAAAGUUAGAAUCGAUAGUGAUAAUUUAGAAAAUGAUGAAGUUGGAUUGAAGAUUAAAUUUGGUGAUAAUAAUGUUAACGAGGUUAUAGCCGUUGCUGCGGCAGUGGCCAUUGAGCCUCUCGAGAAACAGGCCACAACGCAGCCUCCGGUACCAAAUCAGACCUUCUUGGACUUGCUGUUUCAAAGAUUGAGGAGCGAUUGCUCCAAUGGCAAUAUGUUCGCGUGUUUCCAGUACAAAGCUUUCAAAUUUUUAGACGUUAACUUCUGGAGGGAUCAUUUUCAGGUAGGAAAUAAUGGAACUAAUGGGAAUAAUGGAAAUAACGGAAAUAACGGAAAUAAUGGGAAUAAUGGAAACAACGGAAACAACGGAAACAACGGAAACAACGGAAACAACGGAAACAACGGAAACAACGGAAACAACGGAAAUAACGGAAAUAACAGAUAUUUUGGAAAUAGUGUGAUUUUGACCCCAAAUAAUUACCAAAUAGACGAAGAAUCGGCAAGAUCCGAUCUUAGUUGGGAAAAUGGCUUGGAGCAAUUCAUCAAAACACACGAUGUUACAUUUAAAAUUCCUUUCGUAGGGGAUGUUACAGUUGACUCGACUGCUUUAGAUAACGAACAAUUAGGAAUCAAGUUGAAUUUCGGAUCAGAUGAAGUAGAUGAAGGAAGAUCUCGCAAGAAGUCUAAAAUCAAGAAAAUCCUGAGCCCGAUCUUGAUCUUCCUCCUCCUCAAAGCGAUCACACUAGUACCUUUCGCCAUUGGAAUAUUGGGACUCAAAGCGUGGAACGGUCUUCAACUGGCCUUCAUCUCCUUCAUUAUAUCCACCGGCUUGGCAAUAUUCCAGUUAUGUCAGAAACUGGCGGAAAAUAACGCUCACGCUCAUGCCCAUAUAGCUUCUUCUCCAUUGGAAACUCAUUGGGCCAGGAACUUCGAGGGCGCUCAGAACUUGGCUUAUUCGGCCUACACCAAUUAA